Trichoplax adhaerens is the source of this 1077-nucleotide messenger RNA. RefSeq lists its product as uncharacterized. The transcript has 11 exons. Gene Ontology annotation, biological process: exocytosis. Lineage: Eukaryota; Metazoa; Placozoa; Uniplacotomia; Trichoplacea; Trichoplacidae. Gene Ontology annotation, cellular component: Golgi to plasma membrane transport vesicle. Gene Ontology annotation, molecular function: guanyl-nucleotide exchange factor activity. The record is from RefSeq and is a predicted model, not a curated record. Bases 1 to 1077 code for a protein of 358 amino acids.
AUGGAGAAAGCAAUCGUAUCGAACAGCAAUCAAUCCCUAGAUCACGAGUUAGUUGGUACGAAACCGCGUUCUUUAACAUUUAGUGCGCCGGAAUGCCUUAGACCUAAAGCACUAGAAACACUCAAUGGUCACAACGUAAGUUCAGCAGCUAGUAACAGAUCACCAUCUCCAUCUUUCGUCGAAGUAAAGGCCCUUGCACAAGCAAAAUUGAAGGAUGAACUUAAACGAUACCAAGAAGAAUUAAAACUCAAAGAUGAAGAAGUAACAAAAUUGAGCAAAGUUAAAGAUCAAAUUAAUGAAGAAGUUGAAGAACUAACGGCCAGCCUUUUUGAAGAAGCUAAUUCUAUGGUACUCGAAGCGAAUAUCAAGCAAGCAACGGCUGAGAAAAAGUUAGUUGAAGCUCAGAAUAAGAUUGAGGCGCUCGAAACAGAAAUUGUAGCACUUAAACAGGUCUUAGAGUCGACUGAAAAUCAUUCCCAGGGACAUUCCGAUAAGCACAGACGAAAUCUAACCAAUCCUUUUCGUCAGUUUUCAAAUAAAUUCAGUUCUAAAAACAAGCGAAAUCAAGAAAUACCUAGCAUUUUUGAAAAUGAAAUUCCGGAGGUCGAUUCUGUUUAUUACGGUGAAUUUCUCCAAUGGUUGGAUAACCCUGAUUUGGACUACGCUAAACCUUUUCUGGCACGAAUUUAUGGUGAAGAUAUUUUAACGUGCCUUGAAUUAUCCAACAAAAACCUAACCCAGAUUGUCCAAAGGGCAAUAGAACGAAGUACGUUUCACAUGGAAGCUUUAAUCGAUCCUAUCAUUAGAGAAGAUGCCUUAAAUGGUAUAAAACAAAAGUGCAAAUAUCGCAUAAAAUGUACAGACGAUUCGGAAGAUUGGCUUUAUAUUGGUCAAAAUACCAGAAAUAGGCUAUCAAGUGUAUGCGAUUUCCAUGAUUAUAUAAAAUAUAUCCGAAAUGGACUGGUUAAAAGCAAUGUGAAUGAAAUGUAUCGCAAAAUUAUGUUUCUAAGAAAAUCUAUGGCUAUUGCAAAGCUCGGAUUUCUAGCCUUGCCAACAGACUAUAACGCUAUACCAUAA